Hevea brasiliensis (rubber tree) is the source of this 1621-nucleotide messenger RNA. RefSeq names its product coniferyl alcohol acyltransferase. The transcript is spliced from 2 exons. Bases 77 to 1510 code for a protein of 477 amino acids. Lineage: Eukaryota; Viridiplantae; Streptophyta; Magnoliopsida; Malpighiales; Euphorbiaceae. Gene Ontology annotation, molecular function: acyltransferase activity, transferring groups other than amino-acyl groups. The record is from RefSeq and is a predicted model, not a curated record.
CUUCCCAAAGGACCAAACCCAACAAGCAAUUGAAAUUUGGUUUCACCACAAAGAGUUAAAGAGAAAGCAGAGAAACAUGGGUUCCGAAGGAGGGGAUAACGGCAUGUUCAGUGUCACUGUGACCAAGAAGGAAGUGGUGGCGGCAGCGCUACCUUUGCAAGAACAUUGGCUGCCACUUUCCAACCUAGAUUUGCUUCUCCCUCCACUUGACGUGAGUGUUUUCUUUUCUUACAGAAACAAUAAUAACCAUAUGAUGAAGAGUUUCGGGUCCAUGGUGGGUGUUCUGAAGAAAGCAAUGGCUCAAGUUCUGGUGUCCUACUACGCCUUCGCGGGUGAGGUAGUGGAAAACUUCGUGGGAGAGCCUGAGAUCCUAUGCAACAACAGGGGUGUGGACUUUUUUGAGGCUUUUGCAGAUAUUGAUCUCAAAGACCUCAACUUGUAUAACCCCGACCACUGCAUUGAAGGCAAACUGGUGCCCAAGAAGAAGGACGGUGUGAUCGCUGCCCAGGUAACGGAACUCAAAUGCGGCGGUGUCGUGGUGGCGUGCACAUUUGAUCAUCGCGUAUCAGACGCCUACUCGGCCAAUAUGUUUCUUGUGUCGUGGGCAGAAACGGCUCAAUCCAGAGCGAUCUCAGUGGUUCCAUCUUUCAGGCGAUCUCUGCUGAACCCUAGACGUCCUGCUUGCAUCGAUCCUUCCCUGGACAACAUGUACGUACCCAUCUCCAAGCUGCAACCUCCCAAAGAGCCUCAGGCCGAUUCUGAUCACCUCAUAAGUCGAAUAUAUUAUGUGAAAGCCGAUCAGCUUAACGAACUACAAUCACUUGCAAGCUCCGAUGGCUACAAGAGGACAAAACUCGAAUCUUUUAGCGCUUUCUUGUGGCAACUGGUUGCCAAAUCUGCCAAACAAGAUGUUGCCGCUGGAACGGCAAAGAUUUCAAAAAUUGGCAUUGUGGUGGAUGGGAGGACGAGGUUAAGUGAUAAAACUAUUGAUAAAGCAACAUUAAUGGAUGCCUACUUUGGAAAUGUACUAUCAAUUCCCUAUGGAGAAAAGAGAAUUGAUGAUCUAAUGGAAAAUCCAUUGAGUUGGGUAGCGAGUGAGGUCCAUGAUUUCCUGGAGAGUGGCGUGACAAAGGAGCAUUUCUUGGGGUUGAUUGACUGGGUUGAGGCUCAUAGGCCAGAGCUAGCCGUGGCUAAGAUAUACAGUAGCGGUAGUGAUGGUGGACCGGCUUUUGUGGUGUCUUCAGGGCAAAGAUUUCCGGUUUCAAAGGUGGACUUUGGGUGGGGAGCGCCUGCCUUUGGGUCGUAUCAUUUUCCUUGGGGCGGUAGCGCUGGAUAUGUCAUGCCGAUGCCAAGUCCAGCCGGGAACGAUGAUUGGAUAGUGUAUAUGCACCUUUUGAAGGGGCAAAUGGAGUUGAUAGAGGCUGAGGCUGCCAAUUUUUUUAGGCCUCUCACUUGGGAUUAUCUUAAUCUGCUUUCAUCACAUUCUAUAGUUACCCCAUAUACCAUAUAAAUUUAUUUGCUCCUUAUUAAUUGAAAUUAAGAAUUAAUGCUUUGCAUUCGAUGUUGUUGUUAAUUGUAAUUACAGUUUGAUCUGCAGUUAUAUUAAUUAUCUUGCCCAUCA